UUGUAGACAAAUAGUUGAAAUACCAAGGGGUAAUAUUCGUGAGGGAUGGACAAAGUUUUAUUAACAAUCACGUAGCCUCAAGAAAGUUCCACGCUAAUUCUUUUGAACAAUUAGUCAGUUCAAUGGCCUAUACAACACUGGCUUGACAUUGUGCUUUGAUGUGGAGCGCUACGUGUUAUAGAACAACACAAGAUUUACAGUCUAACAAAAAGUUUGGAUUAACCGGUGACACCACAACACUUACUGUGACCCCUCAAGAACAAGCAGGAGAAAUCUCGAUUGCGAGUUGUGAUCAGGGUUAAAUUCAACCAAAAUGAGUGCCCAAUUGGGAAGAGAGAAGUCAAGAAGUUUAAAAUCAGCGGUGCUUAGUGGAAGUUUUGACCGCAAAAUGCGAGCUGAGACUUUGAACGCGCGAGAGAAUGCACGACUCGAAAAGCAGCAGCGUGAUAUCGAUCUGUUUAAGAAUAACACCGAGAAAGUACACACGGCGGAGAAAAACAAGGUGCAAUCACGAAUGCAAAGUUUGCGGAAAACUGUUCUUAGCAGAACACAAUCGAAUGAGAGUUCGUCAUCAUCGACAGCAAGCUCUAAGAUGGACGGUGAAUGUGUUCGUUUUCCGAGGCUUCCAAACUCGACGGAUACCAACAGUAAAUUGUCGAUAGAAAUCUGUACGGAAAAUAUCCGAACUGCUCCGGAGUUGCAUUUGGUUAGUGAAGUAAAUGGACAAAUACUGACUCACCUUCCCUCGAUAAUGGACACAAACAGCCCUGGGGGCAGGCGAAGGACUCUUGUCAAGGAGAACAAUGACAGUUUGAAUAUCUUUGCUGGCCGUAGACGAAGCAGAACUCAAUCGCAUGGCGUUGUGGAAGAUUUAAAACUUCCAUCAAACCGGAUUGCGCUUAAAUCAACAGUACAAGAUUGUUACGGGACACCUCUUGCGAGCCGCAGAGGUCUCAAAGCGGUAAAUUCUCUCCCGCUAAAAGGACUUAGUAACAAUUUGAACUCGCGGAGACGAAGUCUCAGCACAGGUGAUAUGACUUUAGCGGAGAGAGUCAACUCGUUUUUGGAAAGUAUCGAAACUUCGCCCCUGGUCGGUCAUUCGAGGGGUAGUCUUAGCAGCUCUUGUUCAGAUGAUGAAAAGUAACGUACUUGAAAUAUGAAGUAACGUAUAAACUAUGGAACUUCUUUCUCAUCGAUUCAUAUAAAUUGUUUAAUUGUGUAGGAUACAUGCUUGGAAAAGCUAAGUUUAUUAGUAAACUAGAAUGGUCAGUUUGUCCGAGUUUCCAGACAUUAGUCAUCUAGAUAAACAGCUGUAAGAUUAAGUACUUCUCCUAUCGAAGCACUAUUAAAAUUGUAACAGUAUAUGUUGUUCAUUCUUUUAUUAAAACCUUACUACUGGAGGUUUAACCUUCGUAUAGUAAGAGAAAGGAAUGACUGACAAUACCUAAAUCCUAAGAACUGGUGAAUAUACUUAACAGAAUCUUGCACAACUUCCCUCAAAAACUUAUUUGUUUCCUAUCUCUGAGAAAAAGAAAUUAACGGGAAUUUUGUGCAUUAAAUGAAGACCUAAACAACAAAAAUGCAAUCA
This is a messenger RNA of Stylophora pistillata, 1588 nucleotides long. RefSeq lists its product as uncharacterized. Lineage: Eukaryota; Metazoa; Cnidaria; Anthozoa; Scleractinia; Pocilloporidae. The record is from RefSeq and is a predicted model, not a curated record.